AUGCCUGCGCUUCACAUCUAUGGCAGGAGGUGGCACACGUGCACCGACAUGGUGCCCGUGCCCUCCAUCCUUGGUCUCUUGUUUCACGGAGCAUGGAUUGUGGUGUUCGUCUCGCUCGUUGAGGUUACUCAUGUGUGGGAGACAUGUCGUGGGCCUGGAGUACACUACAUAGUAACUACUGCUGGCCUUCUGGCGGUGUUUGUCGUUUCAUUUGUGGCGGAGGUGCUCUUGACAACGAUAGGUUGCAGAGUGUACGGUACUGUGAUGGUGGCACACGUUGAGCCAUCCUGCUGGACGGGCCUGCAGCGAAAACAUGUGCUCAUGACUGCACAGGCCAUGGUCUACAGCACUUGGAUCUUCUCUGCCGUCCUCUGGCUGACGGUGUACAUGGUCUACAAUGCGUACCCUUCCCGGGCCAAGGUGCGCACAUGGGAGCAGCGCGUGGUGUGCGUCAGCUGGAUGCUCGGCUGCUACAAGACCAUGAUGCAGCAGGUGGACGGCAGGUCGGCUCCCCUCACAAGCGUGGCACAAGUGCUCUCAGGGCUGUUUGGCAAUGCAGACCUGACGCCGUCAGACCUGAUAGCGGCGCUUGUGCUCUGUACAGCCGCACAGCACCAGCGCCGGCGGCUGCACAUCAAACACGCGCUAGAACCAGUGGAGGACGCACUGAGCGCCAUCACUCUCAGCGAGAGCAACGACAGCCUCGGCCAAGGCGGCCCGAGGGACGAUGGCGCGCAGAUGUACACGGGGAUUGACAAGCGAACGCUGGCCAAGAAGACCUCAAACUUCAGCGGGACGCCCCCCUCUGCGCCCCCCACUCCCGGCCGCGCCGGCGAGUCCCCCCGAGGCUCCUAUGACAGCUCCAGUGGCCGGCUGGCGGAGGUGCAGUUGAGCACGCUAAGGCACUCGCUGGAGGGCAUGCGCAAGUCCAACGUGGACCAUACCGGGCACCUGCAGGGCAUCCUCGAGGCAGACAGCUCGCAGGAAGCCAUCAGCACGCAGUCCAACGGAGGCAACGCCGCCAGGCAGCCCGAGCAGACAAACCGCAUCGGCCGCAAAUCUGACAGCGUUCCCGAGCGGGCGGCCGUGUCAGAUCAGGCGACGGCACCCCCCGCCGAGGGAUCCUCCUCCGGGGGGACCACGCCUGAACAGGCAAGAAGCAGCCAUUCGGCCGCGCCUGAUCAGGCCACAGCCGUGGCCGCCAGGGGGCCCGAGCCUGAACAGGCGCGGCGGCCGGAGACGGCCGGCCUUUUGGAAGCGGGGAAGUCAGCCUUCAGCCGCGUGACAGGCGCCGUCUUUGGGGGAAGAUCCGCAGAGGAUGCAGAGCCUCCAACGCGAGAGAGCAGGGCUCAGACAGGCGCGGAAGAUGCUAUGGAGAGGGGGGAGGGAACAGCGGUGGCCGGGGAGACAGCCAGCGGAGAGCUGGCAGUGAGUAAUGUUGCGAGUGAUGUGAGCGAGGCAGGGUCAGGGGAUUGGAAGGGUGAGGAAGGCGAGGACGGGGGAAUCGCCGGCAAGCUCAGAAAUCUCAAGGAGCGGUUUUCGCUGAGGGACGGAGGGCGCUCAGAGGCGGAUGAAGGGGAGUCUGAGCAGGAGAGGGAGAAGCUUCACCUCACACAGGAGCUAAAGCAGAAGCUGAAGGAGAAGGUGCACAGCCAGAGCAAAGCUCGGCGAGAGGCGGGUCCCACACUCAAUGCAGGAGGACACAAGGUGACGGCGCCUGACAAGGACACAACAGUGGUGCCACUGCCCCACAGCCACCACCAUGAGAGCUCCAGUGACAUCGGCCCCAUCUGGACAGAGAGGGACUCUGCUGGGCACGGCGCCAAGCAGGCAAGCCUCUCUUUCAGCCAUGCAGCCACCAUAGAGAUUUGGUAUAUUACUAUUGAUAUUAUUGGUGUUCUUGCUGUUUGGACGCUAUUGCUGCACACAGAAAAAAAUGAGCUGCAGGCGGGCGGCGCUGAUAGGGUGAGUGAGGAGGGGCGCAGUGAGGAUGGCGCCAGCGCACAGGGGCAGCCUGGCACACUUGCAGCCAUAGGCAGCUACCUUGGCAGCUGGAUAGGCAUGCCCUCCGUGGAUGAAGGCACAGAGCAGGAUUUGGAUGAGGAUCUGAUGGCGGUGCCCGAUGUGCCUGGGGAGAGCCCAAACCACUCGCGCCAUGGGACGGCCAAAGGGAAUGGAUCCUCGACUCCUUUCAUGCACAGAAAGGGCUCUGUGACCCUGAACCUCAGCGAAGUGGACGAGGAUACACUCCGGGACUUUGAAAAGAGGACGAGCGCAACGGGUGAGGGCAUGGAGCAGGCUAUAGAGGACUUGCGCGACAGCCGCCGCUUUCCCGACUCGCGGCGCAUUUCUCAGAAGUUCCCUGUCAUCCUAACUCCCUCUGAGCAGGUCACAGAGCAGGUAGAGGAGCUGAACAUAGACAUGGAACCAGGGGAGAUUGUGGACGACAUCCUAGGUAGGCGGAAGAACGUGGCGUUUGAUACCCUGGAGGAGGCAGCAGUCUAUGCAAGGUUUGCAUGCGCAGCCUAUGCUGUGGUGGAGUACCAGGACACCAGGGAUGAGGAGCCCAAAUUCAAGAUCCCUCCCUGCUGUGGAACCUGCGGCGGCUGCUGCUGCUGUGCUCCCAAGACAGUGGAGGGCCAGGAUGAAGUCAGGAGGACUAUCGCUGAGGUGGCGGGGGUGGACGAGAAGGACAUUUUGUACUUCAGCCCCUCCAAUCAAGUGCUCGCGCAUCUGCCCUACUGCAUCGGUCUGGACAAGAAGCACAAAGCGGUGGUGGUGGCGAUUAGGGGCACGAUGAGCAUGGCAGAUGUGGUCACAGACGCUGUCGUGCACCCAGAAGGCAUCGAUGACUGGCUGCCGCCAAAGUUUGCCAAGGCAAACAAGCACAAGCGAGGGACAGCGUUCGGCCAUGCGGGGAUAGUGGCGUCAGCUUCUGCAGUGCUGGCGGAUCUGGAGAAGGGGGGAAUAUUGAGGGUUCUGCUGGGGGGCGACGAAGAAAGAGAGAACAUGGAGGACGAGGGCGGCGCCGAUAGUAAGGGGGAGGCUGUGGGCGCCUUCAUGCAGGAGAAAGUGGACGCCAAGGGGUAUCGGCUGGUGGUGACGGGCCACAGCUUGGGCGCGGGUGCAGCCGCCCUCAUCUCACUCAAGCUGAGAGACCGAUUUGAGGAUCUGAAGUGCUGGGCGUUCAGCCCUCCCGGCGGCCUGGUGAGCGAGUCGCUGCUGCCGGCAAUGCGCGAGUGGUGUGUGUCGGUGGUGUGCGGCAAGGAUGCAGUCCCGCGCAUGACCGUCAACAACCUCGCCCGCCUCAUGGACGAGAUGAUCACCGCCCUCGCGCGCUCACGGCAUCACAAGCUGCGCGUGCUGAUUGGCGGCUAUUGGCGCAAAGAGAACCGGCCGCCGCCGCAACACCUCUUCCGCGCCUACGAUGACAUCCCCCGUGAGUGCCGCAUCUUCCUCGAAAAGUACUACAAGAGCGUGGAGCGCCGCGGCAAGGAGAUGGACAUGUUUCCCCCGGGGCGCAUGAUCUUUGUGCGCCCGCUGAAAACACUGGUCGGCCGGCGCCACCGCGGAGGGCCGAAGCGGAUGGAGAAGGGCUGGGACUGCGUUUGGGUCUCCCCAGAGGAGCUCAUUGCCGAGGGAAUCCUCAUCUCAGGCCGGAUGAUGGAGCACCACCUGCUGCAGUCAACGCUGAUGGGCGCCCUGGACCACUGCAUAGAGCGGCACCCGGCCAACCCACGCCCCAAAAAGGCUCCCAAACGGCGCCGCCUGCGCAAGAAGGCCGACGACCCCAAAGACAUUGUCGAACUGGCGCAGGUGGUUGUGGAGGGGCCUGACCAGCAGUCCCCUCUCUGA
This is a messenger RNA of Coccomyxa subellipsoidea C-169, 3855 nucleotides long. RefSeq lists its product as hypothetical. Gene Ontology annotation, biological process: lipid metabolic process. NCBI's taxonomy places the organism in Eukaryota, Viridiplantae, Chlorophyta, Trebouxiophyceae, Coccomyxaceae. The transcript is spliced from 23 exons. Bases 1 to 3855 code for a protein of 1284 amino acids. The record is from RefSeq and is a predicted model, not a curated record.